AUGUCGAUCCCUUAUGAUGAGGCUAAACUUAAAGAACUUGAAGAAGAACAAGAAAGAGAACGAAUUCGAUUAGCAGAAGAGCUAGAAUUGCAAAGACAACUGCAAGAAAAAGAGGACCUGAAAAUACGUAUUGGAGAAUUAGAAGAAACUAGAACACUGAUCAAUGAACAAAAUCAACAUUUAAAACAAAUUGAAACAGAAUAUCAAAAUCAAUAUGCUUGGGAAAGAUAUUUUCAAUGUGAUGGUUCUCCGGAUCCAAGCAAUCAGAAAGAAAUCAAUACAUACAUCAGUUUAUGGGAUUCUGAUGAACAACGUGUUUCUAUGGAAGAUGUAUUGGAGGAUUGUUUGAAAACAUUUAAAAUUAUUGAUGAAGUGAACAAAUCAAUUGCACAUUUAAACAAUGUUGAUCAUGAUGAUGAUCAUGAUCAUGAUGAAGAUGACCGCAAUGAAGAUAAAAUAAAUUUAUUAAAAUAUGAAAAUAUAAAAUAUGAAUUAAGAGAACAGAUUUAUCGAAAAUUAGAUCGAUCUAUCAUUGAAACUUUGUCAAGAGCAAGUUAUUAUGCUGAUCAUGAAACAACAAAUUUACAAAAAAUUUGGUAUAAUGAUUAUAUUGUCAUGUGUAUUUGGGGUAAUUUAUCGAAAAAUCCAAGAAUUAAACAAUUUACAUUUAAUGAAAUCGAUGUCACAUUUGACAUACCGAAAGCAUUAACACUGUCAGAUUGUGCAUUUUUAAUAAAUUUUAUGAAAUUCGACAAUUAUUCAUUCCGAUGCUCAUCGUAUUAUCCAUGUAAACUAACGAAAUUAAUCAAUACAGAAGAGGUGAUAAUUCAAGAAAACAAUAUUGUUUCAACUGAAGAAAAUCAACCGAUUGAAAUGAAGCCAGAUGAAGAAACUUCACCAAAUCUGGAUGAGGAACAACCGGAAACAACUGAAGUAGAAGAAACAACUGAAAUUCCACCGGAAGAUCGAAUCCCGACACCAGAACAUGAGAAUUGGAUAAAAACCAACAUGGAAGAGGAUGCAGUCGAUUUAGGCAAUUUUCAUGUAAUCGGUGGUAUUAUACGCUUUGAAUUGUUCACAUUACCUCGACAACCGAAAACAGUGAAAGGAUGGACUGUGACAACUUGUGUCAAACCUCCAAUACUACAUCCAUUCGAGUAUAUCGUUGAAACAUGUGAAGAAGUCAAAACAGAAAAUGAGACGACGGUUGAUGAAACUCCACGAAAACAAGAAAAAAAAGAAGAGAAACCACCAAUUCAAAUUAAAAUUCGUAUGCCAAAAUCGAUAAUCAUUGUAGAAGAUCCAUUAAUGGCUAGAUGGGAUCCCGUGAAAUUACAAUGGCGUACAACAGGUAUUCAAUUAGUCAAAUUUAAUGAAGAUGACAAUACUGUUGUAUUUUGUACAAGUGUUUUUGGUAUCCUAGCUAUAUUUCAAGAUUUUCACAUUAAUAUGCCAUUUCAAUAUUGGGAACUACGUCCUUUACCAUUAAAACGAAAUACAAAAACAACAACAGUAUCAGAUUCCGGUCAGUCAGAUGUAAAUAUUACAAACACUUUACAAAUAAAUGAACAACGAUCCACUUCAGUAAUUCGAUCAACUACACCUAUUGGGAAAACAAAAGAAAUAACACAUGAAACGCCAACAAAUCAAGAAAACGUUAGUAUAACACCAGAAUCCGCCAAAACAGAACAUAAACAGAAUAAUGAUGUCGCAGACAAAUCAAAAGAAUGUAUCAUUCUUGGACCGGUAAAAAACAUUGGUUUAUCCGAUAGUGAAUAUCAAUCCAUCCUACUGUCAUCAUCAGCAUCCGUCGUUAUAAAUCAAUGUUUAUUAACGAUCACCGCUGGUUGUAUUGAACUUCGUCUGCAUAUUUUAGGUGAUCGAAUUGCAGUACUCCCAAGUAAUCCAUCAUCGUUGACAGGAAGUAGCGCUAAUGAUAGUUCAAUGUUCCAAAAAUACUCAAAUAAACCGGAUAAAAAUGAUCCGGAUUCAUUUAAACAUACUAAACGUGAAUUAUAUCAUUUAUGGGGUCGAUGGUUUACGUUGAAUGAAUUAAUCACUGUAUUACAACAAUCUGGUAUGAAUAUAUUUCCUAGAGAAGAUUCAGUCAGUCGGAUUGAAUGUCUUGAUAAGAGUCGUCUUGUUGAAGAGAAUCUCUAUGAACAUAUGGCUUUAUUAAGUCCAUCAAUGGCUUUCGGUUGGUCAAGAUGGAAUAGUGAAUGUCAUGAUGAUCAUACAAUUAUUUUAACCGCUGUUGAACAUGUUGAUUGUGAUGAUUCAGUUGAUGAGGUAAAACUGUUAUUGAAUUUUUAA
Molecule: messenger RNA, 2313 nt
Organism: Schistosoma turkestanicum
Lineage: Eukaryota; Metazoa; Platyhelminthes; Trematoda; Strigeidida; Schistosomatidae
Source: the annotation of a GenBank genome assembly